AUGAGCGUUAAGGCAGUCACCAAUGGAGGGAGGAUGAGGAUAACAGAGGUCAAUCCUCAUUUAAUAUGUGCCCUGUGUGGAGGAUACUUAAUUGAUGCCACUACUAUUGUCGAAUGUUUACACUCAUUUUGUAAAACAUGUAUAAUGCGUUACUUAGAAACCAGUAAAUACUGCCCAAUCUGUGAAGUUUUAAUUCAUAAAACACGACCAUGGCAAAACAUCAGACUAGACGAAACCUUACAGAAUAUAGUGUACAAGGUAGUCCCAGGCUUGUUUCAAAGAGAAAUGAAGAGAAGAAGAGAAUAUUACGACAAUCAACCUGUCCCGUCUAAAUCGAGUGGUAAAGCAAGGACGUCAAAUAGAAUUAUAUUUGCUGCCGAUGAAGACUUCAGCAUUUCAUUGGAAUUUUGGCCUGAGUAUAACAUUGCAUUUUUCUACUUACAGUUACACGAUCGACGAUAUUUACUGUGCCCUGCUGCUGUGAACAUGUCACAUUUAAAACGAUUUAUUAGAAAUAAAUUUUCCUUAUCAGAUAGAUAUCAGAUUGAUAUUUACCAUACCAACCAGCCAUUGAGUGAUCACUUCACUCUGAUAGAUGUCGCUUAUAUCUACUCCUGGAGACGGGUAAGGAUAUCUACCUAUGUUUUAUUUUAUUUUUCAAUAGAAAGAGGAAAGACUAAGUUCAACUGA
This is a messenger RNA of Lottia gigantea (owl limpet), 690 nucleotides long. RefSeq lists its product as hypothetical. The record is from RefSeq and is a predicted model, not a curated record. Gene Ontology annotation, molecular function: promoter-specific chromatin binding. Gene Ontology annotation, cellular component: PRC1 complex. The transcript has 7 exons. Gene Ontology annotation, biological process: negative regulation of transcription by RNA polymerase II. The coding region runs from base 1 to 690 and encodes 229 amino acids. NCBI's taxonomy places the organism in Eukaryota, Metazoa, Mollusca, Gastropoda, Lottiidae.